Molecule: messenger RNA, 3356 nt
Organism: Thalassophryne amazonica
Lineage: Eukaryota; Metazoa; Chordata; Actinopteri; Batrachoidiformes; Batrachoididae
Gene: errfi1a
Product: ERBB receptor feedback inhibitor 1a
Exons: 4
Coding region: 259-1599 (446 amino acids)
Biological process (GO): regulation of keratinocyte differentiation; negative regulation of epidermal growth factor receptor signaling pathway
Cellular component (GO): extrinsic component of cytoplasmic side of plasma membrane
Source: RefSeq, a predicted model, not a curated record
AGUGAAGCUUAAAAGAAAUCGCUCACAACACCAAGACUUAUCUAAAAGUGUCACAUUAGAGCCGCAGUGUUGCCAAAUCGCUGGCGUCCUCUUCCUGAUGUAGUAGAACACCGAAGCUUGCGUCAAGCCCCCACAGAAACCGUGGAGCUAUAUUUUUGUCACAGAGGGGCCAGUCAGCGGAGGGAUAUCUGCCAAUUUAUUUAGGUACACUAGAAGCUGAGGCAGCCAGCCGGGCGAUUUGAGUGUUUCCUGGUUUUGAUGCGACCCGAGGGUACCUGGAGCAUGUCCACAGUGGGCCUGACUGCCCAGGAGAUCGCUUUUCCCAUAGAAAACCCCUUCCUCCGGGGCAGCUACUGUAACAGCAUGGCUGGAUCCAAACCCUUCUGGGCCCUUCGCCAUGAGCUGGACAACGUCUACUUCUGUAUGGACACUGCAUGCAUGGAUCACAGUUCUCGCGCCCAACAACAGGGACUACCUCCAUCGUAUCAAAGCUAUGAGAAAAAGAAGCACAGCCCCAGCACACAGAGAUUACCUCCUAAAAAAUCCAGACCCUCCCAUCUCUCCCUGUCAUUUAGAACUGAACCUUCCACCACAAGUCCUGCUGACGAUGACCAGGUGGUCCCCUCUUUCCAAAGGCUGUCAGUGUACGAGUGCAGCAGUCCACCACAAACUCCAGGCAGAUGCUCGAAACCUUUACCCCCUAUCCCUCCACAAAUGGAUCUAUCCCCUGAUCAGGCUAUGGACAAUGAGGUAAAAUUUUUCACAAGCUCAGAUGAGAGCUGCUGCCUGGUGUCUGAUCAAUAUCCCAAAUCGUCUCCUUUUCGCUAUGGAAUCUCUAGUAGACGGAGCUUCAGGGACUGCGGGCAGAUUAACUAUGCUUACUAUGAUGGGCCUUUACCACCACCAAACCCGCACCAGCACAAGCCACAGCCUCUACAGGAAGUGCAGGAACAGCAGGAGCCACAGCGACAAGAAUCCGAACCACUGAUCUGCCACAGGCUGCAGGAUAGGGGUCAGAGGAGGCUACGGCGCUCCCAUUCUGGUCCAGCUGGAUCUUUGAACAAACCUACGCUGCUGCGACCCACCUGCCACAAACACCACACUCAGAGCAUGGAUAAACCUGAGGUGCCACCCCCCAUCCCUCCACGAACAGUCAAGACAGUAGACUAUCGCCGCUGGUCAGCAGAGGUCUCGUCUGGGGCUUUUAGUGAUGAGGACAAACCACCCAAAGUACCCCCAAGAGAACCCUUGUCCCAAAGCAGCUCCCGCACCCCCAGCCCAAAGAGCCUCCCAACAUACAUUAAUGGCGUGAUGCCCCCAACGCAAAGCUUUGCACCGGAUCCUAAGUAUGUGAGCUGCCGGGGUUUACCAAGACAGUAUGGUGAGUGCGCCCCCUGCAUUCUGCCCAUCAUAGAGAAUGGCAAGAAAGUCAGCAACACACAUUACUUUCUUCUGCCUCAGCGGCCUGCUGUUGCGGACACAGCUGGUGAAGAAAAAUAUCUUCAGGUUCCAGACAGCCCCACAGUGUGUGAACCAGAGGUAUCGGACUUGGUCUGGGAUUGCCACACCAGGAGGAAAGCACAUGUGUCUUUUGUUUGAGACAUUUUAGCUUGGACAUGUCAUAGUAGCAGAUGACUCUCCUGUACACGAGUACAAACCACUGACAGACGGGGGAACCCGGACAUCGACAACCCUGUAAACUGCUGCUUUAUUUUAUACCCCUUAUAUAGUCUGAAAACAGGGUAUGUGCGCAUUGCAUUUAGUUACUGGUGACGUUGGAUUCGCAAUUGCGACCAAGAUAAUUAAAAACUGUAUCUCUGACUAAAGAUUGUGGACAAAAUUCAACAUUGUAGAGCUUAUUUUUGAUAUGAAUUCAUACUUCACGACAUUUAAUAUUGUGCCAUUUUACUGCUGUUGUGGUUCAGUCAGAAGGUGCAAGCAGGCCUUGAACCUCACAUGCAUAGUGUUUUGAAAAGGUGAGAAGGCUUUGUGAGGUGCAUUUGGGGCCUUUUGAGGCUCCUUUUGCAUCUCAGAAGGGACAAUAGGUCAGUAAAGAAACCACAUAUCACUUUAUAGAUGAAGUUUAAAUACAAGGCCAAAAUGAAGGAUGCUUUUGUGCAAAUCCCCCCUUUUGUCUUUUGCACUGUAUGUGGGUAAUGCUUUAUGAAUGCAUGAAAACAUACUGUUCUCUUGCCAUGUUGAAAUUUCAGGAUACUACUAUGUUUGUGCAUUUGUGUCACACACAACACGGCAUACGCAUGCAGUUGCACUGCUGGUUGCUAUGCGUGAUUUGAGUGGAAUGUCGAGUGCAGCUCACGUGUAGUUUUCUGUAGAUAUACGAGAUAUGCAUAUGAACAGCUCUUCUGACUUUCUGCAAUUUAGUAGAAAAUCAUUCAUACUUGUUACUGCGCUCUGCUUAGUAGCAGCGCCUGGCUUCUAAUGUGCACGCACUGUUUUUUUUUUUUUUUAUUCCUCCAGUGUCCAGGUGUGUUUUGUUGCAAGGAAAUUGGCAUGUUGGACGUUAGGUGAAUGUGUGAUAUUUGAGGAGCCCAUUUUUGGUCAAGCUGUGAGUUAUUGCUUGGAACUGCUUAUCCUCAAACUACUACCUCCCUUUUUUAUUACUCCUAUAUUUCAUAUACGCCCCAUUAUAACCCAGCGUCAAAGCCUGCAAGACAUUUAGAAGCUGCACACGUGACCUCACCCAAAAUUUGAAUCCAAGUAGCAAUUUAGAACCAAUGCUAACAAGCUAUCCAUACUGAAUUUACAGGCUAACCUGUUAACACAGACACACCAUGCAGCAUUUACCUGCCUGACUCAGACUUUCCUGUUCUGCUCAUGCAUUCCUGCCCUACAUGAUCGCAGUGGGUGUGGUCUGACAGACUUUGGCUGCUGGCAGCUGAGAAAAUAUAUAAAUUUUAUUGUUGUAGAUUGUUCAAGAAACAUCAGGACGAUGUAGCACAUGUAUUGAAGUAACCCUUGAUAUCGAGCGUGGUGUUCAGUUGGGGCAAACAGAUAACUGCUAAGGUCAAACGGUCUUUGAAGUACACUUUUUAAAAAAUACAUAUACAUAUCUCCCUCCUGCUCACCGAGCUUGCUGACAUGAUGUUGGCUUGACUUAAAUGUCUCAAAUGUUUACAUCAUACACUGAUACUUUUUUUUUAAUCUUAAGGUAUUCGCAUGUCUUAGAAAAACAAAAAUGAAGGAAGACUGGGUUAUCGAGGAAUAACUUCUCUGCUGUGGUGAAGACAUGCACUGGGAGACUACAGUAUGCUGUGUACAGUAUUUAACAAUUCCAUUUGUUGUCCUGAAUAGCUGAUGAGUAUAUAGUCUUUGAAUAAAAUGACUUAUUUAUGAUC